Molecule: messenger RNA, 2223 nt
Organism: Verruconis gallopava
Lineage: Eukaryota; Fungi; Ascomycota; Dothideomycetes; Venturiales; Sympoventuriaceae
Product: 4-aminobutyrate aminotransferase
Exons: 3
Coding region: 258-1784 (508 amino acids)
Biological process (GO): GABA catabolic process
Cellular component (GO): mitochondrion
Molecular function (GO): pyridoxal phosphate binding
Source: RefSeq, a predicted model, not a curated record
CGGUCAAAUCCGCGCGACUUUGGCAACGUCAAAGACGAGUCAUAGCAGGGAUAUGUCGAUGUAAAUACUGCUCUGGGCAUCUCGUUACUAGUUGAUCCUGCAUCGCCUUGCCACACGUCGUGACGCUUGUACCGAACAUCCUGCCCUACUCUUUUCUCGUCAAAUCCUGCUACAUUUUUUCCUUUGCUACCGUCAAGUUCAAAGCUCGUCCGUAGGCCUUGAACGAUCGGCCAGAUUGAGUACGUACGCGUAGUGCAAUGGCGAUGCUACGUUCUGGCUCUUGCGGGAGAGCCUUUCGAUCGCUGAAGGUGACUGCACGAGCGACUUUUGCUUACAAGAGCUAUGCAACUGCCGCAUCAAAGCAAAGUGCCGCCCCAAAGUCUGAAGAGCCUCUCUUCCCUGGAGAACCAAACUCUCCGACUGUGAAGAGUACAAUUCCGGGACCGAAAAGCUCCGAAGUCAUUCGAAGGCUGACAAAGGUCACUGAUACGAGUAGUUUGAACAUGAUUGCAGACUACAAGAAGAGCAUUGGAAACUACAUCGUUGAUCCUGACGGCAACGUACUCCUUGACGUGUACGCUCAAAUUGCGUCGAUUCCGGUUGGGUACAACAAUCCAUCAUUGUUGCGUGCAGCUACGUCGCCAGAGAUGGCUAGUGCUUUGAUCAACCGUCCAGCUCUAGGCAAUUUUCCUCAGGAUGAUUGGGUAGACAUUCUAGAGACUGGAAUACUGUCCGUUGCUCCGAAAGGGUUGAACCAGGUGUUCACGGCACAAGCUGGCUCAGACGCCAACGAGCUUGCAUACAAAGCAGCCUUCAUGUGGAAGCGGCAACAAGAGCGUGGCAUGGGAGCGGACUUCACCGAAGAGGAAAUGAGCUCGGCCAUGAACAACUCUGCGCCAGGUGCACCACAAAUGAGCAUCAUGUCCUUCAAGACCGGCUUCCACGGACGAUUGUUUGGAAGUUUAAGUACCACACGCAGCAAGCCCAUUCAUAAGCUGGAUAUUCCUGCCUUUGAUUGGCCAAGUGCGCCCUUCCCAGUGCUGAGAUAUCCACUUGACGAUCCUGCCAACGUAGAGUACAAUGCCCAGGAGGAGAAACGUUGCCUCGAGGAAGCCGAGAGAAUAAUCACCACAUUCCAUAACAAGGUUGCAGCUAUCAUCAUUGAGCCUGUGCAAUCCGAAGGCGGUGACAACCAUGCCACGCCAAACUUCUUCCGGGGCCUCCGAGCUCUCACGCGCAAGCAUAACGUGCUUAUGAUCGUUGAUGAAGUGCAGACUGGUGUUGGUGCAACGGGCAAAUUUUGGGCACAUGACCACUGGAACCUGGAGGAUCCACCCGACAUGGUGACCUUCAGCAAGAAGGCACAGACUGCCGGUUAUUACUUUGGAAACCCUGAUCUUCGACCAAACAAGGCAUAUCGCCAAUUCAACACGUGGAUGGGCGAUCCAGCCCGUGCGCUUCUUUUCCGGGCCAUCAUCAAGGAGAUUGAACGCCUGGAUCUGGUCAAUCACACGGCAGAAGUGGGCGCAUAUUUGUACUCUGGUUUCGAGGAGCUGGCCAAGAGCUACCCGAGCGAGAUCCAAAAUUUAAGAGGCAAAGGCCAGGGUACGUUCAUUGCCUUCGACUCUCCCCGCCGUGACGAGGUGUUGAAGAAGGCGAAGACCGUUGGGAUCAACAUCGGUGGCUCAGGAGAACGCGCAGUGAGGCUCCGUCCGAUGCUUAUCUUCCAGAAACACCACGCGGACAUACUUUUCAACGGCUUGAAGAAGAUCUUCGAGUCAUGAACGCGAAAUUCAGAUGGGACAAAUUUCUUAAUCUCGGAAGUAACUGGGCAGGUAACCUAUUUGAAAAAAAAAAAAGCAAAACCAUUGGGCAGUUGAUAAACGUAGUACUCCGACACAGAUGUUGUAAAUACCGAUCGAAAUAGAUGCUCAGGACAGAGCCAAUUCAAUCUCGGUUCUUCUUAAAACUUGGCCAGCUAAUGCAUUGAGUUUGCCGCGGCUAAAAUAACGCUUAGCGGUUCAUCCUAGGAUUCAUCGAAGGCGUCUUUGUGAACGAAACGCACCGCACAAGGAUGGGCAUAUUGUUGAAAGAAGUAGUGAGCGACAGAGGGGUGAUUCACGUCACUCUUUUGACAGGAUUGGAUACAAUGAACACAGAUAGCUAUAUAUUAUUUCUCUCAUCGUAGAUGUGCUACACAAUCGAUCAUAAGAGGUCAAAUAG